ACAAUAAAAAAUCCGUGUUCGAAAAAUCAACAAAGCCUCUAGGGUUUAAAGGGGCAUUGCCUUCCCUCACUUAUCUGUGUGUGUAUCUACAACUUCCUUCCAUCUCCGCCCCCCUUCCCGUCUUGGUGAUCCCCGGUGUACCGACUCCUUUUCUGCAACUCUCUCGCGGUUUAGGGUUUUCUUUCCCUUUUCUCUGCUCGGAAAUGGCCGACUCUCCUCGGAAAAGGCAUUCACGCUCUCCUUCCCCUUGGGAAGAAAGGUCAAGAUCAAGAUCUAGGUCUAGGUCAUUGUCAAGACCAAGGGGAAGGUCCACAUCCAGAGGUCGUGGCAGGGACCCGCCUUCUAAUCCUGGAGAUACUCUCUAUGUGACUGGUUUAUCUACAAGGGUCACAGAAAGGGACCUUGAAGACCACUUCUCUAAGGAAGGGAAGGUAAAAUCAGUAUUUUUGGUAGUGGAGCCACGUUCUCGUGUUUCUCGUGGUUUUGCUUUUGUAACAAUGGACAAUGCUGAUGAUGCCAAUCGCUGCGUAAAGCACCUCAAUCAGUCUGUUCUUGAAGGUCGAUACAUAACUGUGGAGAAGUCCAGAAGGAAACGACCUAGAACUCCAACACCUGGACACUAUCUUGGACUCAAGAACAGCAGGGCAGAAGGUUAUCGUGGUGGUGACCGUGGCGACCGCGGCGACCGUGGUAGGUACCGUGGCUAUGAUGACUAUGCAUACCACCGAAGAUCUCCAAGGCGCUCACCACCAUAUCGAGGCGGUCGAGACUAUUCUCCAAGGCGUUCACCAUACGGAGGUGGUCGUGAUUAUUCUCCAAGGCGAUCACCAUAUGGAGGCGGUCGAGAUUAUUCUCCUCCAAGGCGUUCGCCUUAUGGUGGACGAUCAAGGAGGGAGAUGUCUAGAUCAUAUUCUCCUUACCACCCCCAUCUUGAAAGGAACUAUGCUCAUGGUUCCAGAAUCUAGAUAUAGAAGGAUCUUUCAUCACUGUCUCUGUCAUCUAUAGUGUAUCGUAAGGGACCUUUACUGCUCUGUGUCUUCCUUGCUACUUGUAGUCGAAACCCUUAAACAUAAAAUUGUCUUGGCACUGUUCCUUUGAAUUCUUGAACACCAUUUCUUCCAUUACUGAAUCUGUUUGAUUACCGUGUUCGUUU
Ipomoea nil (Japanese morning glory) is the source of this 1153-nucleotide messenger RNA. Its product is annotated as serine/arginine-rich splicing factor SR45a. The transcript is spliced from 7 exons. Gene Ontology annotation, biological process: positive regulation of mRNA splicing, via spliceosome. The coding region runs from base 204 to 965 and encodes 253 amino acids. Gene Ontology annotation, molecular function: RNA binding. Lineage: Eukaryota; Viridiplantae; Streptophyta; Magnoliopsida; Solanales; Convolvulaceae. The record is from RefSeq and is a predicted model, not a curated record. Gene Ontology annotation, cellular component: spliceosomal complex.